Molecule: messenger RNA, 668 nt
Organism: Prorocentrum cordatum
Lineage: Eukaryota; Dinophyceae; Prorocentrales; Prorocentraceae
Source: the annotation of a GenBank genome assembly
GGAGGAGGAGGUGGAGCGCGCGUCGCGGCGGGGGCCCCGGCGACGCGCUGCCCCUUGCCCGGCGCACGGCGCGCCGCCCUGCUCCGCGGGGCGGGCGCCCCGGGCUCUGGGCAGGGCUCGGGGCGUCGGCGCUCCCGGGGGGGCCCUGGGCGUGGCCGGCGUGCCGCUCCGGAGGCGCAGUGGGCCAGGAGCGGCGGAGCGGCGCGCCAAGCCGAAGCUCCUGGCCGUGCACGUCGCGCACCUCUCUAAGCGUGCUCGUGUCUACUCGUGCUCGUUUCUCAUUGUUCCUGGCCCCCUAGUGGCCAUGAAGGGGCCCAGGACAAAACAAUGAUCCAGGCGAAGGACCCAACCACAUGCAGCUGUGCGUACCGCAAAUGUGAAUAUCUUCUUCGGCAGCGAUCCCUAAAAAGGCACGGGUCUGCCGAACUGGGUGCGGUGGGCGCAUGCGAACGCAGCCACUGGGGCAGCAUGGUCAUGCGCGAUUGUCUGUCCGUGGCUGGCUCCCGUGAGGCCUUGUCUGCGUUAUUCUGCCGCGACGGCAGAGCAGCGGCCUCAUGGGAGUCGGCAGAAAAGAAAUGGCACCAGCUGUAAAUAGUGCUGCAUUUCGGCACCAAUUAUCUCCUGUCUCACCCUGCUCGCGCGCCGUCCGGAGCAAGGCUGACGUUCGU